AUGCCUGAUUUUGGGAUCUUUUGUGCUGAUAAGAUUUCUGCCUGUCCCAUCAACACAUUUAGGUUAAAUGACGUUAAUAGAGCAGAUACACUUAGCGCAUGUAGUGCGAGAAUGAGAAAAAUAUAUUUCAUCGUGAGGAGGCGCAUUGUUUUUGAUGAAGCUGGAGAACUCCUGAAGAUAAUUGGUUUUGGAUUUCAUUUUCCAACGGAUCGCCUACGGUUCUACCGCGAAUUCCGACAACAUCAGGCAGAAAAAAUUGCCUUCGCUAAAGCCGAAAGUCUGGCUCAUCCAAGAAAUACAACACAGCUGGUCUUUGGCCCGCAACUCUACGAAGCACCAUUGCUUUGUGAAUACCCGUCAAACCCUGGACUUAUCAUCCCACAGGCUUAUUGUGUCAAUCUCGGCUGCGACCAUUCGAUAACAGACCACCAGGCAGUCAUCGUUGACGAUAUUCGGCCCUUCAUCUGGCAAUCCGUCCAGACACAGUAUCUUGAGAAGGUAUACUCGGUAAAGCACGUUGACGAUUGUCUUCUCAGGGCUAUUCGAUCGGACCCCAAGGUCGUGUUAGUCACGUGUGAUUUCUACGAUGAUAACGUCUUCGAAAACCUUGGCAGCUCAAGUGAAUAUUCGAGGACGUUGCCAGACAGUGCGAUUAUUGUCGAAGAGAUAGAGAAUGAAGACGAGGAUACCCCUUUCUGCAUGAACUUCAUCAAAAGUAACUCAUUGACCGCACGACUUCCACGAAUGUGA
This is a messenger RNA of Mollisia scopiformis, 750 nucleotides long. RefSeq lists its product as uncharacterized. The coding region runs from base 1 to 750 and encodes 249 amino acids. The transcript has 4 exons. Lineage: Eukaryota; Fungi; Ascomycota; Leotiomycetes; Helotiales; Mollisiaceae. The record is from RefSeq and is a predicted model, not a curated record.